CAUCAACCGUCGGUAAAACUCAGCCCAACAGAAUGCGGGAAAAAAAAAGAAUUCGAGGGCGCAAUUUUUCGCCCCCUUGGAGAGCCCGAACGUGGAGCGACCCAAAAGAGCUUCUUUCUGUUUUCCCCAUUUGUUUAGACGCAAGGUGCCGAUAUGCAACUGGCGAAUACUUCGUCCCAUUCCACUCUCAUCACAUUGCAUGAUGCCGUCAAGGAUUCUCCGGUAUUCAGAGCCAGCGUCUAUCAUUUUGAUGAGCAGCUGGAACUGUUGGAGAAAUGGCUGGAUUCUGUCUCCAAACAGGUCAAGCUUUACUGCGACAAAUUGAAUAAAUUCAACCUCGAGACCAACGCACUUUGUAAAAAGGCUAUUCCUCACGGUCUCGACGAAGCUUUGAUAGAUCCAAAUUUUACGGGCGCUGUAAUCAAAAGCUUCUCGGACGCCCUUCAAACAAGCUUAGCCUUCAAAACCAAGUUGGUGACCGAUUUGGAAGACAACUUUAUUCAACCACUGCAUCAAUUUGUGAAGACUCACCUCAAAGAAAUCAAAGAUUUCCGCAAGCAACAUGAUAAAGCGUUGGAACGUUACGAAACCCAGCUUUCGAGAUACGCGAGCCAAAGCAAGGCAAAAGAGGUAUCGGCUGUUCGUGAAGAAGCAUUCCGUUUACAUGAAGCUCGUAAAGCCUAUAUACGGUUAUCAGGUCAAUACGUUGUUCGUAUUCUUCACUUUCGCUCUUUGCUCGAGCAUGUGCUCGUCGAACGCUUCUCCUUUGCGACCAUGGCCCAUUUAAAAGAUUUCGACGGAGGUAUGGAAGUGUGGCAGUCACUGACGAGCAGCUUAGCGUCGUGGAAGCAAUGGCUUAUUGAUGAUAAGGGCACCUGCAAUUAUCAGUUGCAUGCACUUCAGAUGGCGCGGAAAAAGUUGGAGGAUGAAUACAUUAGCCAAACGCAACCUCCGCGAGAUUUGGAAAAAUAUACCCCGAUCCACGGACCGAAUGCUGCUCUGAACAGCCGUCAUUCCCUGGAUUUUUCAACCGUGCUCACGGACCAAACAAAUCACAAAUGGGGUUACUUGCUCACUCGGGGUUCACGUAAUUACUGGAAUCGAAAAUGGUUUUUCCUGUAUGAUGGCUAUUUUGGUUACUGCAACAUCAAUAACUCGGCCAAGGUGAAGGGCGCCAUUACGGCGGGGUUGCGCGUGUCCGUUCUUUUAUGCGAAAUUAAACCGAUGCAGGACAUUGAUCGCCGUUUUUGCUUUGAGGUUUUGUGUGCCCAACAAGCUCCGAUCGCAUUGCAGGCCGAAACGGAAGAGGAAAUGAGGGAUUGGUUGGCCAGUUUUGAAAAAGCAAAGCGUUUAAUGCUGCAAAAUGAAGAGCUGGAUCUACACACGCUCGGACAGACCGCUGAUCCUGGAUCCUUGUCCGCCGCAUCGGAUCCUUCCACACCAAGGCCCUCCAUGCAUCAAAUCUCGGAAACCAAGUCCGGUACUAAGCUUUCAUUGAAUAACUCUUCGACGACCAUGCCCAUUUCUGCUAUGAGCAGUACUUCCACAUUGGCCGUCUCCAAAUCCAGCGGGACCUCGACUAGUGCCACGCGACCUUCUAUCGUGAUGUUAUCCACGUCUCCUGAGCAUCAAAAUACCGCAUCUUUGGACUCCGCUGCUUCUUUGACACCCUUGUUGGCUUGGGAAGCGGCUCGUGCAGCACCAACCACGUCCAGCGGUCCGUCCUCCGUUCCUUCCUCCCCGGCCUUUCCCUCGCAAUCGGUAUCCUUUGCCGCCGAAAAUCCGUCCAACGGCAAUUCCGCUGCAACCAAUCAGCCAUUCUCGUCCCAACCUCCGUCAUCCUCGCAGCAGCCGCCCUCGUCACAAACCUCGUCUUGGGGUAUACCAUGGACCUUGGUACCUAGCAUGUUCCACAACAACAAUGAAGAUACAAACCUUGAUAAUCCACUUUCUCCUACUGGUACUGGCGCUUCCAAUAACUUUGCUGACGUGGACGGAUGUCAAAUCAUUUGGCCUACACAACAUGACGAUUCGAAUACACCCAAAGUCGACUUGACAGGUUAUGACCCAUCGUUGGAAGUUCGAAACCGGGAGCUUCGUCAUCUCUUUGGAGGAGUAGCAACCCAUGAGGUGGUGCUGGACACCUUUUUAAGCACAUUGAAAAAGAAACCUCAGAUGAAUGCCACCGAGACUAAAUUGCCGGAACCACCGUCAUCACCUGUCGCUGCGGGGACGGGUUUGGAUACAUUGGAACAGGAAUUCAGUUUAAAGCUGCAGGAACCUGUUACACCUCCAUUAUCGGAAUUCGGAUAUUCGUACACCGGCCGUGCAUUUAUUACGCAGGAAGCUUUCUGGUUCUAUAGCUGCAUCAUGAUGACCUGUGUCAACACCGUUGCUAUUCGCUUGAAAGAUAUCAGCAGCGUCCGUCUGAUUCGCGAUCCCUCUAUUGUCAAUACCGGCAACAAGAAUCAUGUUGUUCUGGCCAUUGACCUUGUAAAUCAUCCCGGCUCGGGCGAAGCGCGCGAUCCGGUUAUUUUAUCGACGCUGAUGGAUGACAUUGAUGUCGUUGCCGAGAAACUUCGGUUCGCAGUUGACAAUGCCAAGAAUUCCAAACCUGUGCCUUUGCAAACGAUGUAUGAUAUUCUGCAUCAUUUGUCGGCCGCCAAAAGCAAAUCAAAGAAUCAGCCUCAAGUGACUACCAUUAUCAAAUCUGAACCGAGCAAAGUGCGAUCGUCUCCUGACCUGUUCAGACAUAACCAUGCUUCAGCCGAUCUACAUUCAGCUGAUUCAGCAAAGCCACCGAUCCCCAGUAAAUCCACCGAGAAGAAGAAACGCGCGCACCGCAAGAGUUCAGGAUCAUCAAAGCCAGUCAUUCAACCAAAAUCGGCACUUGCAGCCGCCAUGAUGGCUGCCACAGUCACUGGAAGUAGUGGAUUCUUUGACGCCAAUAAAGUGGCACGGUUGGAAGAAGGACAUCGCCAAGCGCAAAAGCAAGGAAAAUCUAAGCAUCAUGAUCCGGAAUCAGAAAGCAAAUCAACCGAAGAUGAUCGUGCUAAAACUGCUUCUCCACCUUCCGAAAAGAGCGUGGAGGGAUCCAGUGGCAAAGAUGACGAUGAAUUGCCUUCGCAUAUUCAAGCACCUUCAGGGCCUUGUUCAUGCGAAUGUGAAGAUCACCUGGAGAAGCGCGAGGCGGAAGUGGAACUACCAAUAUCAGCCAAGGCACUGUACGAGCUGUUGUUCUCGGAGGAACAAGCAGGUGCUUCCGUGAAUGGAGGCAUCUGGGAACGUAAAUCCAUUGACAGCGGUUGUAAAGAUAUCCGUGUGACCGAAUGGAGUAACGCUGGAGGUCAAGAACAACGUUCGUUGAAAUAUAUCAUGCCUGUGAAUAACCCAAUGGUCAAGGUCAAGGAAACCGAAGUGAAUGAAACCCAGGUGCUGUUGCGAAAAGACGAUUACAUUCGCUACGUUGUUCAGAUUUCUACCAAAGCGGAUGCUUUGCCUUAUGCUGAUGCUUUCAUUCCUUCCAUUCGUUACUGUAUCACUUGGGUCAGCAAAUCGCAAUGCAAAUUAACGUGUCACAUGGGUGUCAAAUUUAUCAAGAGUUUGAUGGUCAAAGGUCUUGUCAGUAAAGCGGCUCUCAAAGGCAUGAGCGAAAGCAUUGCGAAAUUCGUGCCUCUCAUUGAAGAGGCGGCUAAUAACAUCAACGCAAAGAAGCACGGUGGGUCAAGUCAGCAACAAAAGGGCUUGUCCCAUGGUGCCUCUCUCAAACGCAGCGCCCACGUCAGUAUGAAGCGCAAGAAUACCUCUACAUCGGACGUUGCCCAACCGACAAGCGACAAUGGCUGGCUAGGAAUGCUAAAAGAUGGCGUGGAUCUGAUUCAGAAUCUAAUCACCAGUCUGCCUCUGUACGUGAAUAUCGGUCUUGCUGUGCUGUUCUUCCUGUAUAUGAUCAGUGUUUGGAUGCGUGCUGGCACGUCCAUUGAUCAUCUUGCAUCGGUACCUUCGAAUCAAAUCGUCUGGCGCGCUGUGUAUCUUCGUGACAUUGAAGACGGUUUGCUAAAGAGCAAAGUUCAACCUGCUUAUGCUGGAACCAAGAGCUUCCAGCAGUUUCUGGAGAUGAAGGCGUCCACGAAUGAAACUCACAUACGCCGUUGGCACAGCUCUCAGUAUCAUCAGUUGGCGGUGGAAUUGAUGUUCAGCAGAGAACGGGUGGCCAUGCUGCGUCACGACACACUGGUGAUUUUCCAACUGCUUAAUGAAGUGGACGCUCAUCUUUUAGAGAACGAAUACAUGAACUGGUUGCUCGAUUCGCGGCUGGAAUGCCAUGAUGCCAUUACUGCUGAGAAUGUUGACCGUUGCGAAGAAACAUACCACCAACUAAAAUCUCUUUCCCGUUAGAAGAUAAAACCGCAUACCUUCCAUGUUAGAAGGAAGGAGGUACCCUUUUUCUGUAAUUGUUUGUUAUCUUUUUAUAUUUUUGAAUACGAUUUCAUAAAAGAGGCAACAAUUAGAAUAAGCGAAAUUUGUGCAUGC
Radiomyces spectabilis is the source of this 4533-nucleotide messenger RNA. RefSeq lists its product as uncharacterized. Lineage: Eukaryota; Fungi; Mucoromycota; Mucoromycetes; Mucorales; Radiomycetaceae. Gene Ontology annotation, biological process: intracellular sterol transport. Gene Ontology annotation, cellular component: endoplasmic reticulum membrane; plasma membrane; cytoplasm. The transcript is spliced from 16 exons. Bases 154 to 4398 code for a protein of 1414 amino acids. Gene Ontology annotation, molecular function: sterol binding; sterol transfer activity; protein binding. The record is from RefSeq and is a predicted model, not a curated record.